Schistocerca cancellata (South American locust) is the source of this 2368-nucleotide messenger RNA. RefSeq names its product hemicentin-2-like. The transcript is spliced from 11 exons. Lineage: Eukaryota; Metazoa; Arthropoda; Insecta; Orthoptera; Acrididae. The coding region runs from base 404 to 2368 and encodes 654 amino acids. Gene Ontology annotation, molecular function: protein binding. The record is from RefSeq and is a predicted model, not a curated record.
GAUUCGCCUCUCCAUAUGUUACGACGCGCGCUCGGCGCCCUCCGAAUCUUGCGUUCGCGCGUCAGGACACGACUCCUGAUAGACUGCUCAGAACACUCCUCUACUCAGGACUGCCCUUUUCUGGACUAAAUGUGUACUUGUGCUAACAAUGACAAAGUUUCUCUUUCACUUGAUAAAAAACCCUGGAAGAUCGUUUCUAUCCGCAGUGCGUGUCCCGCGAGUGACUUUCGGAGCUUCCUGCGGCCCUCGAAGUGGUCAGACCAUACUUGUCCGUCGUUAGUCGUGAGAAAAUAUGUGGUAGUAUAUCUGUGAGACCGCAAAUGUACGUUAAUCGUCAAAGGUGAUUGGUUCGGAUGGAAUUUCAUACGGAAUCGAAGAUCUGCAGACUCUAGAGUUCUAGAAAAUGAGUGGCAGAAGUGGUUGGGAUGGACUUCUGUUGGCCCUCGCGCUUGUUUCUUCGACAGGCCUACUGGCAAAAGAGAUUCCCCUGCAGCAGGUGCACGUGUUGGCUGGAGGAGACGCCCGCUUGCCGUGUGACGUGUCCUCGAUGGAGAGCGGCGACGCGGCUCAGUUGGUGCUGUGGUACCGCGAGGACCUGGGCACGCCCGUCUACAGCAUGGACGCGCGCGGUGGGCAGCUGCAGCGCUGGUCGGACCAGGAGGUGCUGGACGGCCGCGCGCACUUCUGGGCCGACCGGAGGCCCGCCGAGCUGCUCAUCAGGCGCGCGCUCGCCUCCGACGCCGCCGUCUACCGCUGCCGUGUCGACUUCCGCGUCGCCCAGACCCGCAACUCCAGGGUCAACCUCACCGUCAUCGUGCCUCCGUCGCGACUGUUGAUCGAGGACGACGCCGGCCACAGGUUCACCUCCGUAGCCGGGCCCUUCUCAGAGGGCGACACGCUGCACCUGCGAUGCAUCGCCUUCGGUGGGUCGCCACCGCCCACGGUGCAGUGGUUCCGCGAGGACGAGCCUCUGGGCACGUUGGGGGUGGUGCUGCCGGACGGGUCCGCUGUGCGUGCUGACGUCACUCUGGAGGGCCUCCAGCGGGCGGACCUCAACACGAGGCUCACCUGCCAAGCGGCCAACACGGAGCUCACCGCGCCCAUCGAGGACUCCGUGCUCGUCGACAUGAACCUGCGGCCCUUGGACGUGCGUCUGCUGGGGGUGAGCCAGCCUCUGUCUGCCGGCCGCCGCUACGACCUGCUGUGCCAGUCCUCCGGGUCACGACCACCAGCGCGCAUCACCUGGUGGCUCAACGGACAGCGCCAGCAACACAGUAAGCUCACGACGUCGGUGGACGGAAACACAACGACGUCAACUCUAUCUUUCGUGCCAAGCAAGGAGGACGACGGCCGCUUCCUCGCUUGCCAGGCUGAGAAUCCCAACGUCUACACUGACGUGCCGGAAGAUGGCGCCAAGCUCACCAUUCACUACGCCCCUGAGGUGACGGUCAGCCUUGGCCCGUCUCUGGACCCAACGGACAUCCGUGAGGGCUCCGAUGUAUACUUCGACUGCCGCAUCAAGGCGCAGCCCCAGGCGAUCAGGGUGCAGUGGCUGCACAACGGCCACCUGCUGCGGCCGGGCGCGGGGGUGGUGCUGAGCAACCUGAGCCUGGUGCUGCAGACUGUGGGCCGCGCCGCUAGGGGCAACUACACCUGCGUCGCCUUCAACGCUGAGGGCUCCGGCCAGAGCCGGCCCUUCCCUCUCGACGUGCUAUUGUCGGGCGGCGGCGGCGGCGGCGCCGGGGGCGGCGGGGGCGUGCGGACGCUGGCGGUGGGCCGCGGCGAGCGCGCCGACAUCCGCUGCGAGGUGGACGCCAACCCGCCGGCCGGCGCCUUCCGCUGGGCCUUCAACAGCUCCGGCGGCGGCGACGAGCUGGCGGGCUCCGCCAGCAUCUCGUACACGCCGCACACCGACCUCGACUACGGCCACCUGCUGUGCUGGGCCGCCAACAGGGUGGGCCGGCAGGCGGCCGCCUGCGUCUUCCACAUCGUGCCCGCAGGUCGUCCGGACAAGGUGCAGAACUGCACGGUGGGGAACGUGACGGCGCAUGCGCUGUCGCUCCGGUGCGCAGAGGGCUUCAGCGGCGGCCUGCCGCAAUCCUUCCUGCUGGAGGUCCGCGAGGACGACUCCGGCGAACUGCGCGCCAACCUCAGUGCGGUCACCCCCACCUUCCACGUGCAGCAGCUGCGCGCCGGAGAGCUGCACCACCUGGCCGUCUUCGCGUACAACUCCAAGGGCCGCAGCGAGCCCGUCUUCCUCGCCGUCACCACCAUGGCGGCGCUCGAGCGCCAGCUCAAGGCCGGCCACCACGGUAAGCCCACGCCCUGGGCGCUCUGUCACUACAUGCUUCUUCUUCUUCACAUCUAG